AUGGCACCUGGUCUCUCGCUCAGAGAAUCAGAAGAAGCGACAUUAUCUUCGAAAGGCUACCAUCUAUUGCAGAAAUUAGGCGAAGGCUCGUACGCCCAGGUGUUCCUGGCCGAAUUUACCGGCGACAAUGCCGACAGGGACAAGACCGGCAAAUUUCUCGCCUGCAAAAUCAUCGACGUGAGCAAAGCCCCCAAGGAUUUCGUGAGGAAAUUCCUGCCGAGGGAAUUGGACAUACUCGUGAGAGUCAAUCAUCCCCAUAUCAUUCACGUGCACAGCAUAUUUCAAAGGAAGCACAAGUAUUACAUUUUCAUGAGGAACGCCGAAAAUGGCGAUUUGUUAGAGUACAUUUUGAAAAAGGGACCGAUCUCGGAGGCGCAGAGCCGCGUGUGGUUCAGGCAAUUGGCGCUCGCCAUGCAAUAUUUGCACGAAAUGGAAAUAGCCCAUCGGGAUUUGAAGUGCGAGAAUUGCCUCAUCACCAACAACUACAACAUCAAAUUGGCCGAUUUCGGUUUCGCACGGUUCGUUGUCGAUCAGAGCGGCAGGAAAAUGAACAGCGCCACCUAUUGUGGCUCCCUAUCAUACGCCGCCCCCGAGGUACUCAAGGGCUCGCCCUAUUUCCCCAAAACCGCCGACGUUUGGUCGAUGGGCGUCAUACUGUACAUAAUGGUGAACAAAGCGAUGCCGUUCGACGACACCAACGCCAAGAAAUUGAACGAGUUACAGUUGCAGCGCAAGUGGAAGUUUCGCUCCAAGGUGGUGGACGUUCUAUCCGAUCAAAUAAAGAAUCUGAUCACUCACAUGCUGGAGCCCGACAUACAGAAACGGUUCAAAUUGGAGCAGGUGAUCGGUUCGGAUUGGAUGACGAUGGAUCCGCGAUUGGUGAUGCUGAAUCCGGCCGAAGAGGCAGGCGUUGGCGCAGGCGCGCAUCGAUCGGAAGAAUUACAUACAAUCGUUGGCCAGCAAGGCGGUCGACGAUUCCAAGAUUCCCGGUAUCGAAUACGUCAAGACCGAUUGAUUCUAAUUCGAACUCUACAUUCGUUAAUAAGUUCCAAAUUAUUAUUACGUUUCCUAGUAGGUCAAUGGAUGUGA
This is a messenger RNA of Phyllotreta striolata, 1089 nucleotides long. Lineage: Eukaryota; Metazoa; Arthropoda; Insecta; Coleoptera; Chrysomelidae. The record is from the annotation of a GenBank genome assembly.